This is a messenger RNA of Sphaeroforma arctica JP610, 333 nucleotides long. Its product is annotated as ATP synthase F1, delta subunit. Gene Ontology annotation, cellular component: membrane. Lineage: Eukaryota; Ichthyosporea; Ichthyophonida. Gene Ontology annotation, molecular function: proton-transporting ATP synthase activity, rotational mechanism. The coding region runs from base 1 to 333 and encodes 110 amino acids. The transcript is spliced from 2 exons. The record is from RefSeq and is a predicted model, not a curated record. Gene Ontology annotation, biological process: proton motive force-driven mitochondrial ATP synthesis.
AUGUGUGAUUACACAACAGAUACCAUGGCCGCCAACAACCGACUGACCCAGGCAGCGCACAUCAUUGACGGAUUCCACACCGUGAUGCGAGCCCACCGUAAGGAAGUACAGAUUGUUGUCACCACGGCACAGCCCCUAGAUUCGUCCAGCGAGACUGCCAUAAAGAAGCAGCUGAAACAAUUUGUGCAAAAGGGAGAGACCCUUGUUCUUGAUACCAAGGUGGACAGUAACCUUCUUGGCGGACUAGUAGUUGAGAUUGGGGACAACCGUGUAGACCUGAGUAUCGCCACUCGCAUCAAGAAUGUCUGCAACGAGCUUCGCGCCUCCAUCUAA